AUGACUCCUGUAACCAACGCAACCAUGUUAGCCAAUGGAGAUGUUCCGUUGUCCUGGAUCAUCUUCCUUGUUUGCUUCCUCAUUUUCGCCACCGUUGGAUGCACUCAGGAAAUCUGCCGUGCAUUCCUUUUUUGCAAAAACAACAGAGCAACCGACAGAGAGCGUAGAUACGUCAGGCUCAUGAAUCUCAUCGCGAAGCGCCAUCAACGUUGCAUCGUGGCACAGGAUCAGGAAAAAAGACCAUUCGUGGAGGAUUCACUCACAGAAGAAAGUAUUGUCUAA
This is a messenger RNA of Caenorhabditis remanei, 282 nucleotides long. RefSeq lists its product as uncharacterized. NCBI's taxonomy places the organism in Eukaryota, Metazoa, Nematoda, Chromadorea, Rhabditida, Rhabditidae. The record is from RefSeq and is a predicted model, not a curated record. The transcript has a single exon. The coding region runs from base 1 to 282 and encodes 93 amino acids.